This is a messenger RNA of Xenopus tropicalis (tropical clawed frog), 727 nucleotides long. RefSeq names its product serine/threonine-protein kinase SULU-like. The record is from RefSeq and is a predicted model, not a curated record. The transcript is spliced from 2 exons. Lineage: Eukaryota; Metazoa; Chordata; Amphibia; Anura; Pipidae. The coding region runs from base 258 to 620 and encodes 120 amino acids.
CCUGCUAAAAAUACUGAAUAAGCCCCAAUACUUCCCAUUCUGAUACGGAACAUCUGCUGCUCAAAAUAUUAAAUAAAUAGCAUAUAGACAUGUUUCAUUGUUCUGAUAUAUGUGUUUCUAACUUUCAGCAUACUACGACCAACGCCGGGUGGAGCACUUAAUAAUCAACAACCAACCACCGAAGCUUCGGGCAGAGACCUGGUGAGUCCUUCCCAGCUCAUGUCACUAGAUGUUCCCACAACUCAGAGCUGAACUGAAUGAAAUGGGCUCUGUAUUCACCAGAUAAAGCUAAAAGCUCUUUUUCCUUUCUUUACAGGUCACAACAAUUCGUGUCCUUCUUGGACUCCUGCCUGAAGAAGGAUCCUGCGGAGCGAUGGAGCGCUGAGGAGCUCCUGCAGCACCCCUUCAUCGCUGGACUGCCGCCUAAGAAGAUCGUCAGGGCUGAGAUUCGAGAACAUCUUCAGGCUCUGAAGAAGUGGCCGGCCAAGAAAGGAGUGAAGGAAGCAGCUCUCUGGGCCAGGAAACAGCUGCGUCGCACUUGUUACUUCUGCGCACACAAGACCUUGGCAGAAGAAAAAGCGGCUCAGCAAAUGGCACUGGAGGGCUUUCCUUGUUGUUGAUCCUGUGGCCAAUAACAUCUAAAGCCCAGGAUGAGUCUCCGCAACAACAUCCUAGGAGAAAGAAACACAGACAGAGAAAGGUACCGUCUCCAUUUAAUCAAACAAAA